AUGUAUGCGCUGGGCUUCAUAGACAGUACUUUGGACAUGGAGCGUAAUUUCGGGUGCAGCCACUACGACGUGGGCUUCCGCAGCCUGGGGGGCGGUAGGGAGGAGGAAGAACAGAAUGAGACGGAGCCUACCUUGGCCUCGUUGCUUUUAAGUGGAAGAGAGGAGAAUACAGCGUCCGAACCUAAGUGCGGAGCGGCUGCAGUAAACUACGUUGGCAUGAGAGAGCUGAACCCCUUCGACGACGAAAACCUGGAGGGCGGCUUUGGCGGCGGCUUGGCGCCCCCGCAGCAGCUGGAGGAGCCGCCCCCCCCGGCUGCGGUGGGGCCACUGAUCGCUGAGAGGAAGCAGCGCCGCUACCGCACCGCGUUCACCCAGUUGCAGCUGCAGGAACUGGAGGACAUUUUCCAUCGCGUUCAUUACCCCGACGUGUUCACGCGUGAAGAGAUCGCAGGACGUCUGAAUUUGACUGAAGCCAAAGUGCAGGUUUGGUUUCAAAACAGAAGGGCCAAGUGGAGAAGACACCAGAGGGCAAUGAUGCUCAGAAAUGUGGCCCCUGUUGCCUUGGGCCCUCCUGUGGGAGUAAUCUUUGAUGGGCCCUAUCAUGCAAUCCCUGUUCUGGACCCGGCAUGGAGAUAUGUUCCUCUAGUGCCUCGGGGCCUUAUGCCUCCUGGGCCACCCCUACACCCUGGGCCUCCUGGGCCACCUCUGCCACCCGGGCCACCCAUGAUACCUAUGCCACCCCCGCCACCUGUGCCUCCCUUUGCACUGGCCCCCAUAGGGGUGGCAUGGGCCCAUGUCAUCAAUGGUUAUUUCACAGGUCCCAUUUUCUAA
Molecule: messenger RNA, 831 nt
Organism: Lynx canadensis (Canada lynx)
Lineage: Eukaryota; Metazoa; Chordata; Mammalia; Carnivora; Felidae
Gene: ESX1
Product: ESX homeobox 1
Exons: 4
Coding region: 1-831 (276 amino acids)
Biological process (GO): regulation of transcription by RNA polymerase II
Molecular function (GO): RNA polymerase II transcription regulatory region sequence-specific DNA binding; DNA-binding transcription factor activity, RNA polymerase II-specific
Source: RefSeq, a predicted model, not a curated record